AUGUUUGUCUCAAUAGAAAAAAUUCAAACAUAUGAAUCUAUAACAUCGUCUCAAUCAAAAGAAAUAUCAAGUUUAGAUUCAUUGGCUCAUGUUUUAGGAAGCCAAGAGCAUUGUGGACGUGUUCGCGGUCUAGGUUUGGGUCCUUGCCCAUCUAAAGUCUUUGGAGUCCAUGCUCAUUCUCAUGUUGGAUCAUCUUCAUCUACUCCUUCUAAUGUUGAAUUACAAUCUCAGGUAUCUUCAUUGACUUCUUCUAAUGUUAAAUUAGAAUCUCAGGUAUCUUCAUUGACAUCACAAGUCAAUGAAAUGAAGGCAAUCAUGACACUUUUGUUGCAAAAUCAUCAAGGUCCAUUGCCUUCACAAUUUACAGUAUUUCAAAGAUCAUCGGGUUUUGUUGAGUUCUCACAACUCAAGGUUCGGUUGAAGGGUUCUUGUGAGCUGUUCAGUCAAGUUACUCUAAGAGUCGCUAUGCGAGUUGUCUCGCAUAGCGAGUUGUCUCGCAUAACGAGUCCCUGUAGAGAGUGCUUAUUGUUUGGGUCAUUCGUUGUGCGAGCUGGUGCGCUGUGCGAAUGA
Molecule: messenger RNA, 570 nt
Organism: Vigna angularis (adzuki bean)
Lineage: Eukaryota; Viridiplantae; Streptophyta; Magnoliopsida; Fabales; Fabaceae
Exons: 6
Coding region: 1-570 (189 amino acids)
Source: RefSeq, a predicted model, not a curated record